AUGACCCCCCAAGAGCACCAAGCCGCAGCCCCGGCGGCAGUCACUGGCGAAUCUAACCUACCGGAACCGUCCAGUUCAACCUCCCACGCCGUCGUGGACGGUCGUAUUGAGCCUUCCAUCCAACAACCAACACGCCGCCGAACUACGAAGCCCGCCGCCGAAUCACGAAGCUCUCUACAUUACCGCCGAGGGACAGAAGGAAACCCGACUGGCGCCACCCUCGACUGUUGCCCCGACUGCUUCGCUCAGCACAGAAGACACCCCUCCUACGUUCAGCAGGGCUUGCUAUACUAUACAACGGCUAGAGGUGGUGUUCGCGAGGCUGGCGGCCAGAGCAAUGGAAGAGCAUCCCUGCGUCGCCGGGCGUCCGUCAAGCAGCAGGCGGCUUCCAGCACCAAUGCGCAGGUUGCCAGCUUCCUUCGGACACUGGAGCAGCUGAGAGACUUGCCUAGCAUACCUGUUCAGGUCAUUUGCAUGAAAGCAGCUGUGCCAGGAGUGUUGACGAGUCGCCUCGAAGACUUUGCAAAGGUUGGGCACUGGCCGAUCGAAAUACAAACCGCCGACAAGACUCGCGAAUAUCAAAGCACGGUACAUACCAGCGGGAUAUGCAACGUCAAGAACGAGCGUGUCGGAAACAAGCCCCAAGAUGACGUGUUCCUGUCGAGCGCGAACCCAGCCAGCCACUUGGCUUGCCUAGAAGACAUCUGGCGGCAGGAAGAGCGGCUUCAUCAAAACAGAAUGGAGGAUAUCCGAUACCGACCGAAUAUCUACGCAAACCGACCGAACGUCUACGCAAACCGACCGAAGCAACGCCGCGACAUGGGGUUCCUCGACAAAUGUCUGAUUCACCCUUUGGAUGGGAACCGACUGGCCAUUCUUUACUCGACGAUCCGUGGACAGCAUCCAUACAUCAUUCUGCUACGAACUCGCCCAUGCUCCCGGGGCAUCGUUCCUCGCACCUUGGGGACUACAGUCCUACCUCCAUCAGCCUACUAUAUCAGGGGAGGAAAAUCCGCGUCUGCAGCUUUCCAAGUGCCCGAGCUUCGUUUGAGGCCAGGGCGAGUGGUCAUGAAAGCCUUAAUUAAUAGCACAUUGGUGUGUAAUUCGGCUAGGUGA
Molecule: messenger RNA, 1116 nt
Organism: Clonostachys solani
Lineage: Eukaryota; Fungi; Ascomycota; Sordariomycetes; Hypocreales; Bionectriaceae
Source: the annotation of a GenBank genome assembly